Notothenia coriiceps (black rockcod) is the source of this 688-nucleotide messenger RNA. Its product is annotated as protein furry homolog-like. Gene Ontology annotation, biological process: neuron projection development; cell morphogenesis. Bases 98 to 655 code for a protein of 185 amino acids. NCBI's taxonomy places the organism in Eukaryota, Metazoa, Chordata, Actinopteri, Perciformes, Nototheniidae. The transcript has 3 exons. The record is from RefSeq and is a predicted model, not a curated record. Gene Ontology annotation, cellular component: site of polarized growth; cell cortex.
ACGCUCUGACUUCCUGUCGCUCUCUAACGCUCUGACUUCCUGUCCUCCAGAGGUGAGUCAGCGGAUCCAGACAGCGCACCCUGGUGGCCGGCAGGUGAUGCUGCACUACCUGCUGCCGUGGAUGAACAACGUGGAGCUGGUUGAUCUGAAGCCCACCACGAGGCGGGCGGAGGAGGGCGGCAGCGCUGAGGAAGAGGAGGAGGAGCGGGAGACGAUGAUGGUGAACAGCCGGCGCUGGCUGAGAGGAGAAGGCUGGGGUUCUCCUCGAGCGACCACCAUGGUGCUCAACAACCUCAUGUUCAUGACCGCCAAGUACGGGGAUGAGUUCGCCUGGUCGGAGAUCGAGAACGUUUGGACCACGUUAGCCGACAGCUGGCCGAAGAACCUGAAGAUCAUCCUGCACUUCCUCACCAGCAUGUCGGGGGUCAGCAGCGACCCCAGCCUCCUGCUAUACGUGAAGCGUGUGGUGGUGUACCUGGGUCGGGAUAAGACCAUGCAGCUGCUGGAGGAGCUGAUGUUUGAGCUGGAGAGCACGGAGCCUGUUAGCUCAGCCGUCACUCACAUGGACAACCCUCCAUACUACCGCAUCACCUCUAGCUACAAGAUCCCCGCCGUCACCUCAGGUAAGCUAAAGGAGGCUAAUGUUGGGCUAUAAAGGAACUACAGCACGGUCACAUGACUUCACCAC